CUCGACCAAUGGCGUGGCGGCCUGUGAGCGUCUAACGGCAGCAGCAGCAGAUCACUGCAGUGCAGCAGCCAACCAGCAACCAGCAACCAGCAACCAGCUAGCCAGCAACUUGUCUCAGCAAUAUGGACGAGAUGAUGAAACAAGUCAACGGCUGUCAGACUCACCCCCUCCGCAUGGGCCCAUAAACAUGUCCACAGAUGACAGUAUCUCUGAGGACGUGUCCAGCUCGGGGGCUCUGAGCCAUUGCCAUGCCAGCGGGGACGGGGAUGGGGGCAAGGAGAGCGAGACCUCUUUGGUGUCCUCCGAGGGGACGUCGGCCUCGGGGCUGGCUGUCUCAGAGGACAGACACAACACGACCUCCCAGACAACAGGAGGCACUGUGGAGAACAGGCCCAUGGACAUCACACCAGCGUGCCAAAAGAUCAGGAGUUUGUGUCUGAGCACAGAUGAGGCGUUCGAACAAGGGAAGAGCCUCCCAUUCAUCAACCCGAGCUCCCUGGAGACGCUUCGGGCUUUGGUGCAGGAGAUCCAGAGCAGCGGAGAGACGGACCCCGAGAUCUGGAAAGACUGUGAGGGCCGAUGGUUGCAUCUGUUUCAGCUGGUCGAGAAGCAAUACCAAGAGCAAAUACUGGCUCAGCAAGAACAAUACCAGUGCCAAAUACAGUUGAUUCAGGAUGAAAUUAAGGCCCUGGUUCAGCUCCAGAACCGUCAGGCCAGCAUCCAGCCGCACACAGAGUUUUCUCCAACUCCGCUGACCAAAACAGCCACAAACACAAAGGACUAUAUUUUCCCUCUCCUCUCCGGCGACUGCACGGUCCCCAAAAAUGUGUCCAGUGACAAUAACCGCCUGGCCGCCCCGGCCCACACCCCGUUUAGCUCCCCUUCACCUCCACUGCUCCAGAGAUCGGACACCACCGCCAACCAGGGGGAGGAGCGGGCCACCACGGUGCUCAGCAGCGGGUACGGGACGGGACUGUCCGCCUGGGAAACGGGUCUGGAACCUGCCGGGUCUCCAGGGGAAGACGAGGAUGGUAGUCAAGGCAGGGAGAAGCUUCCGUGGACCUCUAACUUCCCGGAGGACAGAGAGACGACUGUGAUCGGCCUGUGCCAGCAGGAUUUUUCCACUGAGAGGACUCUCGGGGUGGAGGAAGCUAAUACGUUAGUCUACCAGCAGAGAACCUCUGGCACCAGCCAUCUUCUGACCUCCUGGGCCCAGAGGCAGAAACUCAGGCCCAAGAAGAGCAAAGCGGGACAAGCUUCAUCCCAAACCUCGGAGUACCAGGAGCAGCCACGCAGAGAGUCCCACAAACUAAACCCCCCGGAGAGCUCCGACGUCCAGGACCAGCAGCGACCGGCUGGGCCGCCGUCCAGCUCUUUUCCCCUGCGGAGGAGUGACAGCCUGGUGUCUGAGGCAUCAGGUCUGACUUAUUGGCGUCUGAACGAGAACGAGCUGUAUCACCCUCUGCCGGACAGCUUCGACAGCGGCGCUUACCUCCUCCUGCAAGAGGCGUCCAUGAGUCUUACUCCGUCUCACGAGCCUCGUCUGUCUCUCAGAGAGAUCUACCAGAACAAGCAAAAAUCCGAAUGUAAGCGCUCGGACUGGGAAGGCUCCGUGACGUCCAGUCCGUCGUCACCACAGGUGUUGACUUUGGACCCAGCAGCCAACCAGCGGCAUUCAGAUCGUACCUCCGGCUUCACUUCGCCCUCUCGCUUCAGCAGCCCGUCGUUCGCCGCUCAGCCCCACCUCUACCCCAGAAUCGGGACCCCUGUGACGCCUGACAGCAUGGUGGAGUGCAGCCACAACCCCGGAGAUACAGACUGUAUCUCUGAUACUUCCAGUGUCUCCGCCGCCGGGCCUUCCCCUUCUAAAGUGCAGAGCGCGUGGGGGAACGCGUCCCAGGCUGUCCAGUCUACCUCCCAUGAAAAGACCCAGCCCUGCUCCCACACGUCCAGCCAGCAGCGCGGAUCCAGUGCCCCGUUAGCCAGCGAGGAGGAGGGCAGCCACACCCACACCAGCACCCUGAAGCCGUGCUCAGCCUCUGGUGCUGCUCUGCGGCCUGUGGGCGGUGCACAGGUGGAGGGAGCUUCACCUGUAGAGGAUCCUGUCGUGCUUUCUCUGCUGAGGCAGAACCUGAGGGAGAAGCACUCUCGACACGUCGCUGAUCUGAAAGCUUAUUACGAGUCCGAGAUUCAAAUCCUGCGAGACAAACUGAAGCUCAGAGAUCUGCCACAGGAUUUAGAGAAGACCAACCAGGCCCUCACAAAGAGGUGUAAGCACCUGGACAAAGCUCUGGCUGAAGCCACCAAUCGUAUCCAAGAACUCGAGGCAGCAAACAACUCGCUGGAGAAAAAACUGGCAGAAUGGCCGGAGCGAUACGCCGUCGCCGGUGCUACUGUGAAAUCUUUGCAGCAGCGGCUGGAGGAGAGCAAACGCUCGGGCAAAGACAAGGACGCGCUCGCGGCGCGUUUGAAGAACCACGUACGGCAGCUGGAGGAGUCGGCGCAGAAAGCCUGCAGGGAGGCCGACGAGAAGGAGGCGAGGAGGGAGAGGGAGUACAAGAUGCUGCAGGAUCUGCUCGGAGAAUACGACUCUCUGGUGAAGGCGCACGAGGCGCUGAAGAACAACUUGAUGUCAACGGAGAACAAGCUCUACGAUGCCAGCGAUCAGAUAUCAGACCUGAAGAGACUGAUCUCCAAACUGGAGUCUCAGGUGAAGCAGCUGGAGCACGAGAACCAGGCCCGAGCACGUCACGCCUCCCACAGCAACACACAACCGUCCGGGGCCGGUCUUUUCCACCAUCCUGACCUGCUGCCGUCACCCAGCAAACGCAAAGCAGAGCCAGACGUCACGCGGAGGAAGUCUCCGUCCGAUCAGCUGAGCAGCGGCAGGAAGUCACCGUUCCUUCAAACAAACCAGUCGAGCGUCCACAAAAAGUCGCAGCAUCCGUUAAAUGAUGCGUCAUCCGGAGCUGGGAGCUCCGUGGACGCCUCCUCCGCUGGAGGCAGCUGGAGGUGUGCGUCUCCGCCCGAGUGCGAACAAUCCCUGCCUCCGUCCAGACACCAGGAGCAGAGCGCCGGUCGGCGAGAGGCGUCCUGCGCUCUGACGCCCAUGAUGAGGGCCCUGAUAGAGCUGGAAGAGACCAGAGCGACUGAGAGCCGGGCCCCCUGUAAGAACAGCUCCAGCACCCACCACAGGGUCGGCAAUCAGAGGACCACCGUCGGCUUCGUGGAGCGGAGACACAAAGAGGUGAUUCAGGAGCGAGUCGGGCUUCAGGCCGACAGGGAGGCGGCCAAACCCGGAGAAGUCGUGAGCAGAGCUGAGCUCCGAGGAGGAGGAGGAGGAGCGAAGAGUGGAGGAGAAACAGCUGCAUCUCUGCUGAGAGCUCAGAGGAGUUUGUCUCCAGAGGGCCACAGAUCGUCCUCGCUGCCUCCUCCAGCACAUCGAAGCAUCCCCCCAACCACACCCACGAAAAGGGAAACUUUACUCAUGCCUCUGUCGGCGAAGUCCAGUCCUAAACGCUGCCCCACGGAGAACUACUCCACCGCGUUCGGUCGCCUGAUGCCACGAGAGGAACACCUGAAGAGGGUUGAUGAAGUUGACCAGAGACGUCAUUCCUUCCACAGCAGCAGUCCAAGAAAGAGACUCCAGUUUACAUCAACAGACAGAGAAGAUGACCUCCAGCAGCCAGAGUCUGCCGGCACCGUGAACCCCCCUGAGGGAAGCUCCCAGCUGGGCUGGGACGAACAUGGGGGAGCCUGCACUGGAUCUUCCCUGCAGGACUCGUACGAGGACCCGGCCCCACUUCUCCUGGACAGGCUCCACUCGCUGGCUGAGGCCGAGAAACUGUUUGACGAGCUGACGCAGGAGAAACUUCAGAUUGAGGCAGCUUUGAGUCGGAUGCCCGGAGCAGGCGGUCGAGUGAGUCUACAGACCAGGUUAGACGAGGUGGCCUUAGAGAAUCGUCUGGAGAGAGUGAAUCGUGAGCUGGGAUCCAUCCGCAUGACUCUGAAGAGGUUCCACGUCCUCCGCUCUUCUGCCAACAUAUAGCAACGUCUGUGUUUCGACAUUACAGUGCAGACGUGUCGGUUUUAUACUCUGCACUGAUUGUCUUUCUGUGCCAUACGUCUCAUCUGUACAGCAUCUUUUUUAUACGUAUUACUUAUUACUCGGGGAUAAUUUUUAUAUGUCUGAAAGAUAUAUUACAAUUUUUUGGAGUAUAUUUUUAGUAAUGCAAACAGAUUUGUAAAGUCGUUUACUUUUGUAGUCACAGAAAUAUUAAUAUGAUAUGUUUUACUCGCCAUAUUCAGGUGUGGAUUUUUAAAUCAGCCAUGUUUCAGUGUCAAUGUUGAACGAUCAAAAAAUACUUUUCCAUCCACUUCAGAAAGAUCACUGCCAUUCCUGUUCACGUGUGAACAUUUUUAAUGUUUUUCCGUUUAAAAUGUAUUUAUUUUUUUAUUGUUUCUGUAUGUCAGAUUUAAAUCUUGAUGCAUUUUACAUGUUUUGUUGUAGCUUUUUAUUAUUUGUGUUGGGCCAAAUUAUGUAACUUGAAGGAAAUAUUUUGUUUACUUGAAUCAAAUCGCCUUUUUUUUCCUCUUGGUUUACUUUCCAUUUCUACUCGUCACUUUCUUUGCUUUAUAUUUUCAAAUUUGCUUCAGGACUGGGCCUUCCAGAUUAGAGCCACUUGUAAAAUCCAAACCAGCACAAUUAUCACUGCACACACACACACACACACACACACACACACAAACUUACACACAUUUUCAAAUCCUCGGCCGAUUGUUUCCCCUUGAGCGAUGCUUGUGCAUGGAAUUUAUUGCACUGCUUCCUUUUUGGCCAUGCAGUUUUCCUACCUGACAUGAACUCCACUGGAACUAUAAUGUUGUUGUUGCACAAUAAAUGAAGCUUUUUUAAAAUAA
Molecule: messenger RNA, 4917 nt
Organism: Larimichthys crocea (large yellow croaker)
Lineage: Eukaryota; Metazoa; Chordata; Actinopteri; Sciaenidae
Gene: mphosph9
Product: M-phase phosphoprotein 9
Exons: 24
Coding region: 188-4048 (1286 amino acids)
Cellular component (GO): centriole
Source: RefSeq, a predicted model, not a curated record